Cryptomeria japonica (Japanese cedar) is the source of this 875-nucleotide messenger RNA. RefSeq lists its product as uncharacterized. The transcript has a single exon. The record is from RefSeq and is a predicted model, not a curated record. Bases 244 to 672 code for a protein of 142 amino acids. Lineage: Eukaryota; Viridiplantae; Streptophyta; Pinopsida; Cupressales; Cupressaceae.
CUGCAGUGACUCUUCAUUCUCAUAUUUAUGUUUUUGGAAUGCGAAUGUACCUAAGAUACAAACUCCCAAGUUUUGAUUACCAUUUUUAUUAUUUAUUUGUGCAAGCUGCACAGAUUCAGUCAGGCCGCACAUCUGUUUCUCUGCUUAUCCUUGACUGCGGUGAACGAUAAAGCUCCACAUUUCUCAGUUAAAAACUCUGCGAGGGUUUCAAGUGAUUUUAGGGUUUCAAGUUUUGUUAUUAUUAUGGGUUCGGAAAGUGACAGCAAUUGCUCUCACUCUGUACUGAUCAGCCUUAAGCGUGAGGAGAUUCUUCUGCCUUCAACAACACCGACAACAGAUGCAGCUGCUGAUGUUGAUAAUGGUUUGCGGACAUUUCGACAAGAAAAUGGAUUCACAGCAAAUAUCAGUAUGCUUUUGAAAGAGAACGUUGAUUUUUACGGAUCGCAGAAGAAGAAGUCUCGUUCUAAUUCAGUUUCUGAUUUAAAGCAAAUUCUCAAGGAAAAUAUAGCAGAGGAAAAUUUGCCUGGGACCCCUAAAGAUCAUAUCGUACCACUUGAUCGGAAAACUAAGACGCCUGGCGCUCCGAGCAAGAAGUCAAGUGAGUCCAGGGUUAGGAGGUUUGGGCUCCAACACAUGAGGCAGCCGGAUUUUAGUUUUGCCCUUCCACUGUAAUUUGAGGCGGAAAUUCUGCUGGAAUUGUAUUGUGGUGUGAUGAUCUUCCAUCUGGAUAUUUUUCUGUACAUGCUGCAUUUUUUUUUGUGUCGAUAACCCCGAAUAAGACGAAAUUAAAUUGAAAUUUGUUGCCGGACUUUUAUAAAAUUUGAUUGUUUUAAAUUCUUUAACAUAUCGCAUCAUUCCAAGCUCAAGAUUUUAUA